AUGGGCCGAUACCCGUAUACGGAUCAGUUCCCGUACACGGACCCAUACCUAAACCUUUAUACAUAUAUGGACCCGCACCCGUAUCCAUACAUACAUCAGCCAAAUCCCGUACAUGGCCGAUUCCCGUACACGGACCAGUACCCGUACCCGUUUCCAUACCCGUACACUCACAAGGACCAGUACCCGCACCGGUACCCGUACCCGUACACGAACACGAACCCGUACGCGGACCCGGAUGUGACGGACAAUCAGGACCUGCAAUCUAGUGUAGGUGAUGUGGUUGACAAUCAGGACCUGCAAUCUAGUGUAGGUGAUGUGGUUGACAAUCAGGACCUGCAAUCUAGUGUAGGUGAUGUGGUUGACAAUCAGGACCUGCAAUCUAGUGUAGGUGAUGUGGUUGACAAUCAGGACCUGCAAUCUAGUGUAGGUGAUGUGGUUGACAAUCAGGACCUGCAAUCUAGUGCAGGAGAUGUGGUUGACAAUCAGGACCUUCAAUCUAGUGUAGGUGAUGUGGUUGACAAUCAGGACCUGCAAUCUAGUGCAGGAGAUGUGGUUGACAAUCAGGACCUGCAAUCUAGUGUAGGUGAUGUGGUUGACAAUCAGGACCUGCAAUCUAGUGUAGGUGAUGUGGUUAACAAUCAGGACCUGCAAUCUAGUUCAGGAGAUGUGGUUGAUAAUCAGGACCUUCAAUCUAGUGUAGGUGAUGUAGUUGACAAUCAGGACCUGCAAUCUAGUGUAGGUGAUGUAGUUGACAAUCAGGACCUGCAAUCUAGUGUUGGUGGUGUGGCUGACAAUCAGGACCUGCAAUCUAGUGUAGGUGAUGUGGUUGACAAUCAGGACCUGCAAUAUAAUGUAGGUGAUGUGGUUGAAAAUCAGGACCUGCAAUCUAGUGUAGGUGAUGUGGUUGACAAUCAGGACAUGCAAUCUAGUGUAGGUGAUGUGGUUGACAAUAAGGACCUGCAAUCUAGUGUAGGUGAUGUGGUUGAAAAUCAGGACCUUCAAUCUAGUGUAGGUGAUGUGGUUGACAAUCAGGACCUGCAAUCUAGUGUAGGUGAUGUGGUUGACAAUCAGGACCUGCAAUCUAGUGUAGGUGAUGUGGUUGACAAUCAGGACCUGCAAUCUAGUGUAGGUGAUGUGGUUGACAAUCAGGACCUGCAAUCUAGUGUAGGUGAUGUGGUUGACAAUCAGGACCUGCAAUCUAGUGCAGGUGAUGUGGUUGAAAAUCAGGACUUGCAAUCUAGUGCAGGUGAUGUGGUUGACAAUCAGGAUUUGCAAUCUAGUGUAGGUGAUGUGAUUGAUAAUCAGGACCUUCAAUCUAGUGUAGGUGAUGUGGUUGAAAAUCAGGACUUGCAAUCUAGUGCAGGUGAUGUGGUUGACAAUCAGGACCUGCAAUCUAGUGCAGGUGAUGUGGUUGACAAUCAGGACCUGCAAUCUAGUGCAGGUGAUGUGGUUGACAAUCAGGACCUGCAAUCUAGUGUAGGUGAUGUGGUUGACAAUCAAGACCAGCAAUCAAGUGUAGGUGAUGUGGUUGACAAUCAGGAUCUGCAAUCUAGUGUAGGUGAUGUGGUUGACAAUCAAGACCUGCAAUCUAGUGUAGGUUAUGUGGUUGACAAUCAGGACCUGAAUCUUGUGCAGGAGAUGUGGUAG
This is a messenger RNA of Mya arenaria, 1647 nucleotides long. RefSeq lists its product as uncharacterized. The record is from RefSeq and is a predicted model, not a curated record. The coding region runs from base 1 to 1647 and encodes 548 amino acids. Lineage: Eukaryota; Metazoa; Mollusca; Bivalvia; Myida; Myidae. The transcript is spliced from 2 exons.